Molecule: messenger RNA, 1109 nt
Organism: Capsella rubella
Lineage: Eukaryota; Viridiplantae; Streptophyta; Magnoliopsida; Brassicales; Brassicaceae
Product: ribosomal RNA small subunit methyltransferase
Exons: 2
Coding region: 1-1032 (343 amino acids)
Biological process (GO): rRNA methylation
Cellular component (GO): mitochondrial matrix
Molecular function (GO): rRNA (adenine-N6,N6-)-dimethyltransferase activity
Source: RefSeq, a predicted model, not a curated record
AUGGCUGGAGGGAAGAUAAGGAAGGAGAAGCCAAAGGCGUCAAACCAUUACCAAGGAAACAUAUCGUUCCACAAAUCGAAAGGUCAGCAUAUACUAAAGAACCCUUUGCUUGUGGAUUCGAUCGUUCAGAAAGCUGGGAUUAAGAGUACCGAUGUGAUUCUCGAGAUCGGUCCUGGAACUGGAAACUUGACCAAGAAGCUACUAGAAGCUGGUAAACAAGUUAUCGCCAUCGAGCUCGAUUCCCGUAUGGUUCUUGAGCUUCAACGCCGUUUUCAAGGAUUCUCUAACCGCUUAAAGGUGAUUCAAGGUGAUGUGCUUAAGACCGAGCUGCCGCAUUUUGAUAUAUGUGUUGCUAUCAUUCCCUAUAAGAUAUCAUCUCCUCUCACUUUCAAACUUCUCUUCCAUGGGACAAGCUUUAGAUGUGCUGUGAUCAUGUACCAGAGGGAAUUCGCAAUGAGACUCGUUGCUCGGCCUGGUGAAAAUCUCUACUGUCGUCUAUCUGUUAACACUCAGCUCUAUGCAAGAGUCUCACACCUCCUCCAAGUGGGAAAGAACAAUUUCUGCCCUCCGCCGAAGGUGGAUUCUUCGGUUGUCAGAAUCGAACCAAGGAAGCUUGGACCUCAAGUUAACAAGAAGGAGUGGGAUGGUUUCUUGAGAGUCUGUUUCAUUAGACUGAACAAAACCUUGGGAUCAAUUUUUAAGCAAAAGUAUGUUCUUUUGAUGCUGGAGAAGAACUUCAAGACUCUUCAGAAUGUUCUUGGUUCGUUUCACAACAAUGGCUCGAUUGGAGAAGCUGCCAUGGAUCUUGGUGACCACAGCAUUGGAAUUGAAGAUGAACACGAAAAUGAGAUGGAUGAUGAUGAUGAUAUGGACAUGGAUGAUGGAGAAGGAAAAACAUCUGAGUUCAAGGAGAAAGUUAUAAAUGUGUUAAAGGAAGGUGGUUUCGAGGAGAAGAUAGCUUCAAAGAUGUCACAACAAGAGUUUUUGUAUCUUCUUUCGUUGUUCAACAAGUCUGGUAUUCACUUCACAUAGUUUGUAUGGUAGGAAAGUUUUAACCUUUAUUAUUAUAAUUGACGCUCUCAUCAAAGGUACAAUGCUUUGAUGGAAAG